GCUACCAGUGCUAUUCCAUCUGAUUAGGUCAAGUACCGCGCUACUCAAAAGCACGGCAAGUGUCAGUGCAUCGAAUGGGUGAAUAUAUUGUAUUUUUUGUUGUUUUCGGUACGUCAUGGUGCGGCACGCCGCAAAAUCGCGAUUUCACUGUCUUACGGCAAAAAAGCAGCCUCAGAUGUAAUGUGUUAUGACAGUUCCUUCCUUUUUAUGGAUGUCAUUCCCCAGUCACAUGAAUACGCAAACUUUAGACCCGUCAUUUCCACGCCGCUCUUUCACGUCUUCAGUAAUUUUAACACCCAACUCCAAGCCAUCUUCUACGGUCAUUUCUGCUGCCUGUGGUCUCUAGCUUUCGGACAAAAUGCCACAAUAUCAACACUUGCAGUCAACACCGAAGAAGCCAAAGUUGGACCGCAAGUGUUUGUCGAGAUUUUUUACUCUGACACGAUGGAUUCUGUUCUCGUUCAAGAGUACCCUAAUGCUGGCCACACUUCUGGGAGUGAAACUAAUAGAACUGCUGGUAAUCUACCAAGUGGGGGUGAUACCUAGUAGGUUUUUUAACAUCCUCACAGAAAAGAAUAAUGAGGCAUUCAAGUCGCUGAUUGGAAUGUCCGUAGUUCUCAUUGCGGUCAAUGCUACACUGAAAAGCGUGGACCAAUACAUUUGCAAUAUAUUGUACGUGAAGUGGAGGGAAACAAUGACUGGAUACCUGCAUUACAGAUAUUUUUAUGGAAGAGUCUUCUACACACUGAACGUAUUAACAAAGAUUAUCGACAAUCCGGAUCAAAGGAUUACACAAGACGUGGAGCGUUUCUGCAAACAACUUAGCUCCAUCACAGGCAGGGUCAUCAUCGCCCCCUUUACCAUGGUUUAUUAUGCCAUCCAGUGCUAUAGCAGCACUGGAUGGACUGGCCUGGGCAGCAUUUUUGGGUAUUUUGUCAUUGGCAGUAUUGUCAAUAAAAUCCUAAUGGGGCCGAUUGUCUCCCUGCUAGUACAACAGGAAAAGCUGGAGGGUGAUUUUAGAUUUAAGCACAUGCAGAUCAGAGUGAACGCUGAGUCGAUGGCUUUUUAUAGAGCAGGAAAAGUAGAGCUCACGAGAACGACCAAAACCUUUCAAAGUCUUCUACAAACACAGAGGAGGCUUAUGAACAAGGAGCUUUGGCUCUCUAUUGGUGUGAACAUCUUUGACUAUAUGGGGAGCAUUCUUAGCUACAUAGUAAUUGCCAUCCCCAUUUUUACUGGAGUUUAUGAUGGUCUCACUCCUGGUGAACUGAGUGCCCUUGUUAGCAGGAAUGCUUUUGUAUGCAUAUACCUCAUUAAUUGCUUCACACAGUUGAUAGAUUUGUCCACCGCUCUCUCUGACGUUGCUGGCUACACUCAUAGGAUUGGAGAGCUGUGUGAAGAGAUGGUCCACAUCCAAAAGAGGCAGAGAGAUUAUGACCCCGACUGUGACGAGUCAUAUGAAUUUGACAGUGCAUUCAAAGCCAGGACGAAACUUCCAGAUUCAGUAACUACUACCAGACCAAGUGAUGAUUCUGUGGCCGAAGAUACUAGCUAUAGGAGCCCGGCCUUUAUCACGGAUGACCUGAGCUACAAGGCCCCCGACUCGGAUGACCUACUGGUGAGCGACUUCAGCAUGAAAUUUGCUGAUGGCAACCACCUACUUGUGGUAGGCAACACGGGCUCGGGGAAGACUUCUCUCCUCCGCGUCCUCAACAGGCUCUGGGAGCCAACUAGUGGCACUGUAAAAAUGACCACGUUUUUCGGGCCAAGGGGGGUCAUCUUCCUACCUCAGAAGCCCUACUUCACAGAUGGAACGUUGAGGGAACAGAUCAUUUUCCCCCUCAGAGACAUCUAUCCAGUUAAUGGAGCUAAAGAUGAUGAAAGAAUCAGACAGUACCUUGAACUGGCUGGCUUGUCCAGCCUCCUCCUGCGAACUGGUGGUCUGGAUGAACCAGUCGAAUGGAAUUGGUAUGAUGCUUUGUCACCAGGGGAAAUGCAGAGGCUUUGUUUUGCACGUUUGUUCUAUCUGCAGCCGCGGUAUGCAGUGUUGGACGAGGCAACCAGUGCUUUGACAGAGGAGGCUGAGGGGGAGCUGUACUGCAUCUGCAAACAGCUCGGGAUGACCCUGAUUAGUCUUGGACAUCGACGCAGUCUGGAAAAGUACCAUGACCUGAUGCUCCGCUUCGUGGGAUGUGGACGCUAUGAGCUUUCAAAGCUGAGAGACUGACUGACAGAGGCCCUGCCUUGUUUUGUGCUUCACCCAUUGUGAAAUAUUAGUAUUUUUUUGUCUUUUUGUAUAAAAUAAAUCAUUGAGAGUAUACUGUA
Molecule: messenger RNA, 2325 nt
Organism: Engraulis encrasicolus (European anchovy)
Lineage: Eukaryota; Metazoa; Chordata; Actinopteri; Clupeiformes; Engraulidae
Gene: abcd4
Product: ATP-binding cassette, sub-family D (ALD), member 4
Exons: 20
Coding region: 359-2227 (622 amino acids)
Biological process (GO): long-chain fatty acid import into peroxisome; peroxisome organization; fatty acid beta-oxidation
Cellular component (GO): peroxisomal membrane
Molecular function (GO): long-chain fatty acid transmembrane transporter activity; ATP binding; ATP hydrolysis activity
Source: RefSeq, a predicted model, not a curated record